GGAAAAAAAAUUUCGAACAUAAAGUCGACAGUUCGUUCGUGUCCCUUUCGUACGGUGUUCUUCAGUAAUUGCGAUGGAUGUUAGUACGCGUAAUCAAAACGCUUUUCAAGCGAACGCGCAGCGAAAGUUUUAUCAGUGGGUGCUCAAAUGGAUAAACGCGCACGGGGAUGAAGAAAUGCGCGACGUUCAACGUCCGGCAAAGUUGGACGUGCCGAUCCUGGCGAGUUUCUUGCAAGCGAUCGGUUUCAAACUGGUCUCGUUCGAGAAGCACAAUGACCCACUUGUUCCAAACAAGAAUGAAAUUAAUAGCGACGCGUUGGAACAGAAAGGAACGCUGAAAAUUGCAAUCGAAUGCGAUGCUUCUAACAUGAAAGCGGUUUUAGAAUUAGGAGAAAUCACGUGCCAGUGUCCUAAGCCUGACCACGUCAAAGAGGCAUCCUUUUGGAGCGUCAGUGGCACCGGACCCACUGCCAAUAUUGAUAACAAUAUCGUGCAGAAGGUAGAAGAGACCGGUAGCAAUCUCUUGCCUCGUUUGUCAAAGGACGUUACUCGGGUCUUACGCGAUGUCUCGUACAGAUUAUUUGACACAAUUACAUGCGAACCAGACGUGAAUCGUAAUAUAGAGAAUAACUUAAAUAACUCUUUGAACAAUCUGUCCAAUAGACUUAAUACCUCGAAAAAAGAUAUCGCAAUGAUUCGAAGUCACACGCAACCGGAAAUACGUCUUCAUACAACUAACAACAUUGUGAAAGAUUUGCUUGAAACUCAAAGUGCGAGAACGAAUUCAAAUUCGUCUAUAAACUGCGCCGUGUCUCCUGUACCAUCGAACACACCUACCUUUAAGCGUCAAAAAACUUGGGACAUCGAAAUCGACACAGAGCCACGACCAUCACCGCCGAAAGUCACGAGUUCUCCUGUCCUGGAAUUGUACACUUCUAUAGGACAAAUAUACUUGCAUGAAAACGAAGAUCCUGCAAACGUGGCUGAUUACAUUGUCGGCGCUCAGAAAAAUUUAGAGAAGGCUCUUCAAAUGCUGGUCGUGAAGAAACCAAUGCUCGAACGUCGAAUGACACAUGACUUAUCGCCUAAUCAAGGUAAACGUUUCGAAGUAUGACAUUUAGCGAGGUAUUGACGAAUUUGUUAUCACGUUAGACAACGACAAUGCGUCUGUAAAAUCGGCGCCAGCGAACGUGUCGCCGACUGUGCUCGUCGGUCCUUACAAACCAACUCGAUCGGGCACGAUC
This is a messenger RNA of Ceratina calcarata, 1244 nucleotides long. RefSeq lists its product as uncharacterized. The record is from RefSeq and is a predicted model, not a curated record. Lineage: Eukaryota; Metazoa; Arthropoda; Insecta; Hymenoptera; Apidae. The transcript has 3 exons. The coding region runs from base 74 to 1114 and encodes 346 amino acids.